AAAAAGAACGCGAUCGCCGGGGACGGACGGAAAUUUGCAGGGAUGGAUCAUGGAUGCUGGGAAGGGGCAGCGGAAGCGUCGCUGCGUCGGGCCGAGACCUGCCGUCGGUAAAUUCUAAUUAAGCGCCAAACCUCACUCUUAAACAGGACUAAGGGGAGAGGACGAGGAAGGAUGGCCCCCUCCUGACACGUGUCGGGGCGUGCACCAGAGCCGUUAGUGUUGACGCCCAAUCCGGAACUUCACAAAAAAUCGGCCUUCGUUUUCCCAAACGAUCGCAAUCGGCCUCAAAAAAAUCGGCCGCGCCGUAGUGAGAAUCCGUCCCCGCUAUUUAUUCUCCCUCUCCCGGUUUCUCUGAGUUCAGUUUCCCGUUUUCUCGGGGAAAACCACGGAGUCCGAGGACAGGGCGAGCGAGAAGAAGUCCAUGCUUUAUUGGACAUAAUAUUGAAGGAUGGAACUAGCUACCUCGCUUCUUGCUCGUCAGCCCCUCUCCCCGUCGUCCAGUAAAGGUUCAAGGGAAUGGAGAGUAUUAGCUCUCUCAUCCAGUGGCUUUGAUUGUGUUAGUAUCGGCAGAGGGAGGUUACUGUUUGCUACUUGCCCUUCUGCACUUAUCAAUUGUUUGAAGAGGUCGUCACUGCGAGUGAACCAUCACUUAAUGCAUUUUCAGAAAAAAAAUAAUGUUAAAUGUUCAUCACACCAAGGUGGCAAACCAUCACACCUUAGGAGGAAUAGCAAGGGUCUUUCUGAUGUUAACUUCAAACGGCCACUUGAACCUGGGAAUUUUGAAGUUCACGCUAAACUUCAAUCAGACACAUAUGAUGUUGCAGAGUCAAGGAGUGACUUAGUUAAGUUCCAGGAUCCUGUGGAGGAAGUUCAUGUGCAGGUGGAUGAUAUGCAAAACACACCAUUAUUGCUGAAGAAGUUCCCAAAGCGCUGGGUCAUAGUCAUCCUUUGCUUUUCGGCAUUCCUCUUGUGCAACAUGGAUCGUGUAAAUAUGAGCAUUGCUAUUUUACCUAUGUCAGCAGAAUUUGGCUGGAACCCUGCCACCGUUGGAGUGAUACAGUCAUCAUUUUUCUGGGGCUACCUUCUUACACAGAUUGCAGGAGGCAUAUGGGCAGAUACAGUUGGUGGCAAGCGUGUUCUCGGCUUUGGUGUAGUUUGGUGGUCCAUUGCUACUGUUAUCACACCUGUAGCUGCAAAGUGUGGAUUGCCAUGUUUGCUUGUUGCACGAGCUUUUAUGGGCAUUGGUGAGGGGGUUGCAAUGCCUGCCAUGAACAAUAUUUUGUCAAAGUGGAUCCCAAUGGCAGAGAGAAGUAGAUCUCUUGCACUGGUUUAUAGUGGGAUGUACCUUGGAUCAGUGACUGGGUUAGCAUUUUCCCCCCUGUUGAUACAUAGUUUUGGCUGGCCGUCAGUCUUUUACUCUUUUGGUUCACUUGGAGUUGUAUGGUUUUCCAUUUGGCUAAACAAGGCACACAGUUCACCUUCAGAAGAUCCCCAACUCAGUUCUCAAGAGAAACAGCUAAUUUUAAGUGGCUGUGUUCCCAAGGAACCUGUUACUACAAUUCCGUGGAGAUUGAUUCUGUCAAAACCACCCGUUUGGGCUUUGAUUAUUUCACAUUUCUGUCACAACUGGGGAACAUUUAUCCUUUUGACAUGGAUGCCUACAUACUACAAUCAGGUUUUGAAGUUUAACCUAACAGAAUCAGGGAUCUUUUGUGUUUUACCGUGGCUUACAAUGGCAUUAUCAGCAAAUAUGGGUGGUUGGAUUGCAGACUCACUUGUCAAUAAGGGGUUUUCUGUAACAUCUGUUCGAAAAAUAAUGCAAUCAAUUGGAUUUCUCGGCCCAGCUUUUUUCCUCACUCAGUUGAGUCACGUGCAUUCUCCUGCAAUGGCAGUUUUAUGCAUGACAUGCAGCCAGGGAACUGAUGCAUUCUCACAAUCUGGUCUUUACUCCAAUCAUCAAGACAUUGGUCCUCGAUAUGCUGGAGUACUCUUGGGUUUAUCAAACACUGCUGGAGUGCUAGCUGGUGUUUUUGGGACAGCUGUAACUGGCUAUAUUCUUCAACAUGGAUCAUGGGAUGAUGUCUUCAAUGUGUCUGUAUCGCUUUAUCUUGCCGGCACAGUUGUUUGGAAUCUCUUCUCAACUGGGGAAAAGAUUAUUGACUGAUGUAAAUCACUUGGUGUGCAUAUUGUUCAGAACAAUAUACAAGGGACAUAAGACAGCAUUUAUUAGCAUGUGACACACCCACCAGGCAAGUGGGCGACAGGACCUGGAAUUUUCCAUGAUCUGAAGUGCUUCCAGGUUGAUGGUCAUCAAGGGGCUAAAUCCAUCCAUGUAAGAGCUUGUGAAUACGAUGAGGUACAUAUUUUAGCUGUUUACCUCUUAUAUUACAAGGUUAUUAGCUGUUAACAGAUGUUUCUACUAGUCCUCAAGUCCUCAAGAAAGAACAGAAAGUAGCACAUCUGGAGGUUUCAGGAUCUAGCCUUCUGUUCUUCAUGCUCAUAUAAUUCAUAUUCAUUUAAACGUCAUUCAUUCUUGUGCAUCAUUGUAAUCAAUUUAUUGUUCUCAUACCACGUUGAUGAACUCGAUGGUUAUCACUUUUUCCAUUCUGCUUUACUUUAACAUGCUAAUGGAAACUCAAUAGUCAAUAGUAUAAAUGAUUGUGAAUCCAUACCAUUAUUUCCUUGUGAUUCUC
Messenger RNA from Nymphaea colorata (pocket water lily), 2693 nucleotides. Its product is annotated as sodium-dependent phosphate transport protein 1, chloroplastic-like. The transcript is spliced from 12 exons. The record is from RefSeq and is a predicted model, not a curated record. Gene Ontology annotation, biological process: transmembrane transport. NCBI's taxonomy places the organism in Eukaryota, Viridiplantae, Streptophyta, Magnoliopsida, Nymphaeales, Nymphaeaceae. Gene Ontology annotation, molecular function: transmembrane transporter activity. The coding region runs from base 449 to 2164 and encodes 571 amino acids.